CAUUUAUCAAUGGAGGAAGGCUAUCCACUCCCAGGAACAAGGUUGAAGCUUCGCUCAGUCCCCGGCUCUCUUCUGCUGCCAGGAUUGCAAGCCGCGCCCCAUCGCAACACCAGCUGAAGAAGCGCCGGAAUUUGAAGCAUCGUCGCGGAGGCGUCAGAAAUUCAUGGCCAUGGCUUUGCAAUCCCCUCUUCAGCUCGACUCCUUGUCCAAUGGCAUCGCUGGCAUUGGCCUUAACACGCCGCGACCUGCCGUGCAGGCAUCCCCCAAGUUCAGCACUGGCAUCCGAGUGGCGAUAAAGCGAUGGGAGAGGAAGGAAGUGAAAGAAAACAGUUUACCAGUGGUGAAAAAGCUGCACGUGAAGGUCGGAGACACUGUGAAGGUGAUUUCAGGGCAUGACAAAGGCAAAAUCGGCGCUGUAACACAAGUCUACACACACAACAGCAAGGUCAUGGUCAAGGAUGUGAAUCUGAAAACAAAGCACGUCAAGGGCAAGGCCGAGGGUGAAAGCGGCCAGAUUGUUCAGGUUGAAGCACCUGUUCAUAGCUCUAAUGUUAUGCUGUACUCAAAAACCGCCAAGGUAGCCAGCAGGGUUGGGCACAAGACACUUGAGGAUGGGAGCAGGGCUAGGUAUUUGCUUAAAACUGGUGAAGUCAUCGACAGCGCAGAAGAGUGGAAGAAGGUGCAUAAGAAGAAGGGAGAAGAGAAGAAAGAAUAGAUUUUCGAAACGUAAUUGUCGUUCUAGUUUCAAUUUUCAUCAUGUAUUGCCUUGUUAAACGGCUUAGGAUACAAUUCGUCUAUAUCAUAGUCCCUGCAUCUCUUACUCCAUCAUAAUUGGUCCUCAGUUGCUCCCCACCCCUCCCCUCCCCCACAGUUAGUAGUGGCUCAAUUGAACUUUGGUUGUCAUGAGGAUUCCUGUUUCAUUUGACUAGUCGACAUUAUCUUAGUAACUAUGUCUACCAUACCGUAUCAAGCCAGGAUUAGUGUCCCCCGCGGUAUCUCUUGUGAUCACUUAAGGCAUGACUACACCAGAUGAUACCAAACGGUACUAGGGAACUAUCACAUUUUGGUAGUGUAAACCAGCAGUUGUAGGUAGGAUUUUGUGGACGAAAUUUUCAUGUGGCACAACUAAUAGAGGCGGUGAUUGUAAGGGGGAGCACAUGAGUACACCAAGUGCUUCACCAAUUUUUCAUCAAAGAAAUUUUUAUCAGAAGCGUGCCAUUCUUCAAA
Molecule: messenger RNA, 1227 nt
Organism: Physcomitrium patens
Lineage: Eukaryota; Viridiplantae; Streptophyta; Bryopsida; Funariales; Funariaceae
Product: large ribosomal subunit protein uL24c
Biological process (GO): translation
Cellular component (GO): ribosome
Molecular function (GO): structural constituent of ribosome; RNA binding
Source: RefSeq, a predicted model, not a curated record